CCACUCACAUCUUUCAAAGGAAGGAAACCGCGUAGAGAAAUUUGUGUGAUUAAAUCUGUGCCCACCUGCCUUCCAUCGUUUCUACCCCCUCUGCAGAGAAAUUUCUAUUAUAAUCUUUUCGCCUCCUGUCUUCCUUCCUUUCUAAAACCCUACAGAUAAAUUUGUGCGGUUAAAUCUGUGCCCUCCCACGCAUUAUUUCUGCUACUUCAAUCUCUUCGCCCCCUAUCUUCCAUUCUUCCUACCCCUGCGCUUGAUUCAGUUCCAUGGCAGGAAGAAAUGAGAUUACCAAAUCUGCCUUUGCCGAUAUUCUGGCGCCGUCUGUAUCUGCAUCGUCUUCGACUCCAACAAAGAGCGUGCGGUACGAUGUAUUCAUAAACCAUCGUGGCCCUGACUCCAAGCAAACCCUAGCCGCCUCAAUCUACCAUGCCCUCAAACUCAUGGGACUUGAAGUUUUCUUGGAUGAACCAGAGCUUGAUCUUGGCGACUCAAUACCCUCUGAGAUACAACAUGCCAUCGCUACUUCUUUCCUUCAUAUUGCUAUUCUUUCACCAAGAUAUGCAGAAUCCACUUGGUGUUUGGAAGAGUUGUCGCUUAUGUUCAAAACGGGCCAGACAAUCAUUCCCGUGUUCUAUAAUGUUGAUGUCAAUGACAUCCGUUGGAUAAAAGGAAGGUAUGCUCAAGAGUUUUCCAAGUUUGAAGCCAAGAACAGAUAUUGUCCAGAGAAGGUUGAGGAUUGGAAGUCGGCGCUGCAAAAGGUUUCAUAUCUCAAAGGCCACAUUGUCAACAGGGAGGAUGAUGAAGGAAUGUUGAAGACUAUUGAAAAUUAUAUACACAAGCAUUCUAAAAAGAUUCCAUUUUUGGUGGCCAAACAUCCUGUGGGUCUUGAUGAAAUCUUACGUGACUUUAAAAGAAGUGUAAUGGAAUCUUAUCAAAAUGUAAAAAUUGUGGGGAUCAUAGGUAUGGGUGGAUGUGGGAAAACCACAUUGGCAAAAGAAUACUACAACGAGAAAAUGCAGUCCUUUUAUAGAUGCAGUUUUGUUUGCCUUGAUAAAGAUGUAGCAACUAAAAAUUUGUAUGAAAAGCAAAAAAAAAUGUUCCAAGACCUCGGUGGCUCAAAAGACAUAUCAUUUGAUAAUGUAGAAGAAGGAAAAGCAAUCCUAGCAGAGUAUUUGAGAUUUAUUCAGGUAUUUAUUAUCUUAGAUGAUGUAGAUCAUCUAGAUCAAUUGGAAUCUCUCUUGCCAAUAAAAGAUAGUCUUGAAUCAGGAAGUGUGAUUGUAGUUACAAAUCGAGAUUCACACAUACUUACAUCAUGGGGAAUCCCUUCUAAUUCUAUUUACAAGAUGAAAGAAUUAGAUUCUGAACAUGCCCUAGAACUAUUUUGUUGGCAUGCUUUUCUACAACCCUAUCCAAAAGAUGGAUUUGAAUGUCUUGUUAAUAAAUUUUUAAAAUUCUGCCAGGGGUUGCCAUUAUCCCUGAAGGUAUUAGGAGGACUUGUGCAUGGAAAAUCGAAAGAUUUUUGGGAUUCUCAAUUAGAUAAGGUCUCCAGAUCAUUGCCUAAAGACAUUAAAAGUAUAAUAAAAGUGAGCUUUGAUGCACUAGAUGAAGAGGAAGAGGGGAUAUUUUUAGAUAUAUCUUGUUUCUUCAUAGGAACAGAAAAGGAUUCGGCCAUCACAGUGUGGGAUGAGUCCAAAUGGAGUGGGGAAUGUAGUUUGCAAACACUUGUGGAUAAGUGUUUGGUUGAGGUAGAUGAGAAAAACUGCUUAGCAAUGCAUGAUCUGCUGAGAGAUUUUGGAAGAGACAUUUCCAAGACAAGGUCACCUUACCGCCUUUGGUCGCCAGAGCAAAUUACUCAUAUUGAGAAACAGGGGAAGGGAAGCAUUCUGAUUCGGGGAAUUAAAGCCCAAACGGAUGAGUUUUAUGAAGAAUUUGUGGAGUUUGUCAGAGAAUCAGGUAAAGGAAUUAAGCGCAAACGGGGUUUAAAAAUCCUGGAUGUCGAAAACAAUAAUUUUACAGAAGAAUUAGCAACACUAUCAGAAGGCCUUGUCUCGCUGCGAUGGGCCAAGUUUCCGCAUAGAGCUCUUCCGUCAUGGAUUUCAUUGAAGAAGUUGAGAGUUUUAGAGCUUCGUGAGGCUUCUAAAUUAGAAGAACCGUGGAGCGACACUGUCGAUCCUCCUGAGCAGUUGAGAGUGCUGAAAAUCAUUCAUGCGGGAAGUUUCCUGAGAUUUCCAAGGUCAAUAGGAUUUCUGAAGGAUUUGAAAAAGAUAUCUUUUGACUCCUAUGGAGCUCCUAUCGAAGGUCUACCCGAAGAGUUUGGUAGUCUCCAAUCGCUGGAGUGCCUCGAGCUACGUGGAUGUCAUAAGCUAAGAUCGCUGCCUAGCAAGUUCGGCGAUUUGAGAAAUCUGCAGCGUCUACUUUUGGAAGAAUGCAGCGGGAUCGAAAGUCUACCGGAUGAGUUUGGCCAUCUCCAAUCGCUGGAUUACCUCGAGUUACAGGGAUGCCAUAAACUAAAAUCGCUGCCUAGCAAGAUUGGCGAUUUGAUAAAUCUGCAGGUUCUGUAUCUGAGAGAAUGCAGUGGGAUCGAAGGUCUGCCGGAAGAGCUUUGCCGUCUCCAAUCGCUGCAGUGCGUCGAGUUAGUUGGAUGUCAUAAUCUAAAAUCGCUGCCUAGCAAGAUCGGUGAUUUGACAAAUAUGUGGCGUCUAACUUUGAAAGAAUGCAGUGGGAUCGAAGGUCUACCAGAGGAGUUUGGCCGCCUUGAAUCGCUGGAGUACCUCGAGUUACAGGGAUGUCAUAUGCUCAAAUCGCUGUCUAGCAAGUUCGGCCAUUUGGAAAAUCUGCAGAAUCUACAGCUAUGGGAAUGCAAUCAGUUGAAGAUCCCGUCGGAAACACUUGCACAGCUUGCCAGCCUUCAGUUUCUGCGUAUUGAAAGAUGCCCCGGGCUCACAGAAUUGGUUAUCCAGCCGGGGUGCUUUUCUUCUUCAUUGUGCAGCCUUGAAAUUUUAUCAUUAGAUGACUGUGAUGUCUCUAGAAUAUCAAUCUCUCCUCAAUGUUGCCCCAGUCUGGAAAGCCUGGUUCUUUGGGAAAAUCACGAUUUAAUAGAAAUCGAUAGCUUGCCAAUAUCAGUCAAGACAGUCAAUGUGGUCAGAUGUUCAAAUCUACAAAGCUUAAGUCUUAAUCCUGGUCUGGUCAAGCUCGAGGAUCUGCAUAUGCGGGAGUGUGGAGAGCUAAAGAAAAUACAAGGAUUUGAAAAUUGCAGUUCGUUAAAGACGUUGAUGGUACAUACUUGGGGCGAGGUGCCAGUGAUAGAAAAUCUCAAGGAUAUGGAGAGUUUGAGGAGGCUAAGCCUCACAGCAGCAUGCCACAUAUCAGCAUUUGAAUCUUGCCUUCAAUCUUUAAAUAGAGAGAAAUGGCCAUCCGAAUGUGUAAUAUGUGCAACGACACAGCCUGGGGUGGAGGCGAUGGUGAAGUGUUUUAGCUUUCCUGGUCUCACUUUGGCUGACUCGUUCGACCGGCAGAAGACGGAUAGGGGUUCUUGGCAGUACGUCUUUUCGGAAAAGCGUCCUGCCAACGCGGCAGCGAUGAUAUGCCUUGUGAUUCUAAAUUCUCAUCACGUUUGUAUCACUGUAAAUGUGACUUGUCUUAGGCCACUAAAUGCUUAUACUGGUAUGCCAAUAAUUACUUGUACAUAUUUGAAAGAAGGAAAAUGGGUCUACAUAGGUGUUUUCAAUCCAUCUUCGCUCGUGGGAAGCGAAGUUCCUUUCUCUCUAUCGCAAUUCGCAUGCGAUCCGUUAGAAGAUGAUUUGAUAGAGAUGGGAAUCUUGGCGAUGGGUGAGGAGAAUAGUGUUGUGGGUGCUUUCCAUGAAUUAGUACAACAGUUAGGAAAAUUAGGCAAUAUCUCUGAGUUUCAAUCACAAGUUUGUAAACUUGAGUAAUUGUUAGUGUGAGGAGAUGUAUCAAAAUGUUAUAAUCAGCAUUUGUAUCAAAAUGAGGUGCAAUGGUUAUGCGGAUAGCAUUAUAUACUUUGAGUAAUAUUUUGCAAGUUAUAGAAUCGCAAGAUGUAAAAAUUCCUUUUAUUAGUGUAGUAAACCCCCUACACUUAAUGCACAUGUGUAGAAUAUAUUACCAACAAAAGAAGACAUAAAAAAAAUAGUUGUUUUCAUUCUA
Messenger RNA from Cryptomeria japonica (Japanese cedar), 4161 nucleotides. RefSeq names its product disease resistance protein RPV1. Gene Ontology annotation, molecular function: ADP binding. The transcript is spliced from 5 exons. The record is from RefSeq and is a predicted model, not a curated record. Lineage: Eukaryota; Viridiplantae; Streptophyta; Pinopsida; Cupressales; Cupressaceae. Gene Ontology annotation, biological process: defense response; signal transduction. Bases 264 to 3929 code for a protein of 1221 amino acids.